Molecule: messenger RNA, 887 nt
Organism: Cokeromyces recurvatus
Lineage: Eukaryota; Fungi; Mucoromycota; Mucoromycetes; Mucorales; Mucoraceae
Product: translocation protein Sec62-domain-containing protein
Exons: 2
Coding region: 27-860 (277 amino acids)
Biological process (GO): post-translational protein targeting to membrane, translocation
Cellular component (GO): endoplasmic reticulum; endoplasmic reticulum membrane
Source: RefSeq, a predicted model, not a curated record
CUAUAUUUCUAUAUUAAUUAAACAAGAUGAGCCAUAAACACGGGCCUAAUUGCAAUCAUGGACCUAGUCAAUCAACAGGACCACGAACUAUUCAAGUAAACGAUGCUAAUAAAGCACCUGCUAUAUAUAAAGAUACUGCUAAUUACCUCAAGAAUUUUAAAAAAUCAGGUCUUAAAGCUAGACAAGGUGUAUUUAAUGGAAGAAGAUUUGAAUAUUUUAAAGGUAAAAGAGGUAUCGAAGCUAUAUUAAAAGAGGAUUAUGCCAAAGUUGUAAAGAACGAAAAGACUCCUACAAGUCGAGAUGAGGCCUUUAAUGUAUUAAAUGAAUUGGGUAAAUUUGGAUUUAUUUUACGUGUCGAUCGUGGUGAACCUAUUGGCAACAAAGGAUCUCCACGUAUUUUACAGCCUAAUCCCGUCCAAGAGUUUAAAGAGGAUGGUUAUUACAUGUGGAUUUGGGAAGGUUCAAAGGUUAAAUUAUAUUUGGGAGCUGUAGGUUUAGUGGCUAUUAUUUUGGCAGGUGUCCUUUUCCCUCUCUGGCCUAAUUUUUUGAGGUUAGGUGUUUGGUAUCUUAGUGUAGGUGUACUUUGUUUGAUCGGUCUCUUUUUCGCUAUUGCUCUCAUUCGUCUUAUUCUUUAUAUUAUUACAUAUCCUAUUUUACCUCGUGGAUUUUGGUUAUUCCCUAACUUGUUCGAGGAUUGUGGCAUCAUUGAAAGUUUUAUUCCUUUGUAUGGAUUUGAUCCUGUAAAAGAAAAGAAACCAUCAAAAAAAGCAGUAACAGACUCAGCAGCCACAGCAACCGAAGCACCAGCAACGGACUCAGUAGCGACAACUUCAGCAAUUGAAAGCAAAAAAGUAGAAUAACGAUAAUAAAAAAAAAAAAAAAAUAGU